AAGUGUAUAAUCUAUGUUGUUAUAUGAUACUUGUCAAUUUAUUAAAUAAUGCGCUGUAUUGCGCUGUGUAAUGUGUAGAUUGAAAUUAAAAUCUGAAUACAAUUUAAAUUAUUAGAUUUUUGCAAAAGUCAUAGAACUAUGAUAAUUGAAUAGGUUGUCUAAUGAGAUUGCCAAAGAUGCAGUUGACUUAUAGAAAAUUAUUACAGAGCAGCUUAAUAUUAAGGCAAAUUGCUUAUGUCCCUUCUUACAAACCUCCAAAUGAGAAAGAUUUUGAUAAUCUUUUGAAAUUUUUGCACCAGCAUAAUAAAAUUUUAAUUUUAACGGGUGCUGGUAUAUCUACAGAAUCUGGUAUACCUGACUAUAGAUCUGAAGAGGUGGGAUUGUAUGCGCGAACCAAUCACAAACCAAUACAAUAUCAGGAGUUUGUUAGAUAUCCAAAAGUAAGACAAAGGUACUGGGCUAGGAAUUUUGUUGGAUGGCCAAGAUUUAGUUCUAUACAACCAAACAGUACUCAUUAUGCCAUCAGAGAUUUGGAAAAGGCAAGUAAAGUAACAUCAAUUGUAACACAAAAUGUGGACCGACUACAUCAUAAAGCUGGCUCUGAUAAUGUAAUUGAACUUCAUGGCACAGGGUAUAUAGUGAAAUGUUUACAUUGCCCAUAUGAAAUAGAUAGGUUCAAAUUGCAAGAGGAAUUGUUAAAGAACAACCCAGCUAUGGAAAGCAGUUUCAGCAUGAUAAGGCCUGAUGGAGAUGUUGAACUUUCUAAGGAACAAGUAGAUAGUUUCCGCACACCUCUUUGCCCUAAAUGUGAAGGACCAUUAAAGCCAGAUAUUGUGUUUUUUGGAGACAAUGUGCCAAAAGCCAGGGUGGAAAAGGUUAAAAGUGAAGUAACUAACAGUGAUGCUAUAUUUGUGCUCGGUUCAAGUUUGACUGUGUACUCUAGUUAUAGAAUUAUACUACAAGCCAAGGAUGAAGGGAAGAAGAUAGCUGUUCUCAACAUUGGACCUACACGUGCAGAUGAUAUUGUUGAUAUUAAAGUCUCUACAAAGUGUGGAGAUAUAUUGACCGAGCUUUGCAAUAAUGUUUGUUCUUGACAUAUCUUUUAUAAUGAGAUUUUAGGAAAUAAAUUUUAUCAGGAUACACACGCAAUGUUACCUCAUAUAGAACAUAAGAAUAAAAUGUAAUCGUUGAAUAAAAAAAUGAUGGCAUU
Molecule: messenger RNA, 1210 nt
Organism: Zerene cesonia (dogface butterfly)
Lineage: Eukaryota; Metazoa; Arthropoda; Insecta; Lepidoptera; Pieridae
Gene: Sirt4
Product: NAD-dependent protein deacylase Sirt4
Exons: 4
Coding region: 162-1094 (310 amino acids)
Molecular function (GO): NAD+ binding; NAD-dependent protein lysine deacetylase activity
Source: RefSeq, a predicted model, not a curated record